Phanerochaete carnosa HHB-10118-sp is the source of this 1055-nucleotide messenger RNA. RefSeq lists its product as uncharacterized. Bases 58 to 981 code for a protein of 307 amino acids. The transcript has 2 exons. The record is from RefSeq and is a predicted model, not a curated record. NCBI's taxonomy places the organism in Eukaryota, Fungi, Basidiomycota, Agaricomycetes, Polyporales, Phanerochaetaceae.
CAAAGAUACCUUCUGCGACAUUACAGUUAAUUCUUUCUUAUUCGCAUUCUUAACACUAUGACUGUCUACUCUUCUCACUUCUUCCCCACUUCGCCCGCUGGCUCUGGUAAUUCCAAUGUGCAGUACUCGCACACCAAAGCCACCGUCGGCCUGGGCCUCGGACUGCCGUCCGACGUGCUCACCACCAGUGUGCAUGUGCAUGCUGGUGUUGGCCUGGGGAUCUUCAUCGACAGCUGGUUCCUCGAUGACGACACCCAGUCGGAGGAGCCAGCGUCGAUGUCACCGGUGAUGCCCUCGCCGCCGCUGCUCGCCCCGCGCCGGUCGCCUCGCAAGCCGCCGACAGAAUCGCCGGGGAGCGAGUACGCACCGAUGCGCACACCGUCCCCGAGCGUGCGCGGCUGUGUGAGCGACGUCGAUGGCACGUUCGCGCCUUUGAUGGCUGCCGCGCCGUUCUCGGGCGGUGGUGCCACGGGCGGCGCCGCCACCGGUGUCGGACUGGGCAUAGACGUUCCCGGCCUCGGCGUCUCCGAGGUCGCGUCGUCCUGCAGAGAGUCUGGGCGUGCCGGUGCGACGCUGGUUGGACUGGGGCUGAGCCUGCCGUGCCUCGACGAGGCCGAGCUCGUCACCACCAUCGAGCCCCAGUCGACCCACGCAGCCGGCGUCGCUGUCGACCUCUCGUUCCUCGAGGACGAUGCAGACUCCUCCUCCUCCUCGUCGGAGGUCGAGGGCUCCCUGCCGUCGCCUUGGUCGCAUCCUGCUUCACCUGUGCUCGUCUCGUGUGUCAUAGAGACGGUGCACCCGAAGCCAGCGCGGGCGUAUGGCGGGGUGGGCUUUGCGUUGGAUGGCGAGAUUGACGGUGAAUACCAGAGUGACCCUGACGGGGACUCGGUCCAUCAUGGUUCACCGUGUGAGGAGCCCACACUGGGAUUUGACUCGCCGUUCUGGGCGACGUAUGCGUCUGCACUUCAGGGGGCCUACUAGCUUUAUCUGUGGGUGUAUUUAUUGUCGGCUGGUCCGACUUCCUAUCAUUACACAUACAAUUAUACUUGAAAUUA